AUGCCAUUCUGUUUCUUACUACCCGGCCUCUCUAGCACCGAAGAACUCGCUCAAGCCCCCAACCUCGCGUCUGACGACACGAACUCAAACGAGGAAAACCCCAGUGCACUGGCAGAAGAGAGAUCAAGAUUCCCGGUCUUCAACAAAUUGGCGUCGGUGUUUCGGAAAAAUCCUACAGUCGCAACGAUCUUGGAGAACAAACCGCUAGCUGCAACGUUGUCCAGAAACCCUACCCUCGCCAAGUCUCUCAGCGAAAACCCGCAACGGCGAGCGUCUUCGUGGCAAGAUCCAAAAGUCAGGAGCAUCGUGUCAAGGAACGCAGACGGCUUCGACAAGAAGGCCAUUGACCGCGUCGGGAAGCUAGGCAAUGCUUAUGCGUGCGGAAAUCAAAUGCUCGAUCCAAACGUUAUGGAGUAUAUCCAUAAAUUUGUUACCGUUCAACGUCUAAUGCUUUAUUUUUCCGGGUUCCAGUGUUACUUAAAUUGCUCUGACCUAACGACUUCCGAUAGCCUUGCGGUUGUCGCCUCUAACCGGGCGUCCUUGAUAUCCGGCACAACUGUGCCAGAGCCGCCUUAA
This is a messenger RNA of Phytophthora sojae, 576 nucleotides long. RefSeq lists its product as hypothetical. The record is from RefSeq and is a predicted model, not a curated record. The transcript has 5 exons. NCBI's taxonomy places the organism in Eukaryota, Oomycota, Peronosporomycetes, Peronosporales, Peronosporaceae. Bases 1 to 576 code for a protein of 191 amino acids.